UUGCAAGUAAUGCAAGGGAGGGAAUUCUCUAAAAACCCCUACUUUGUUUUGCUGGAUAAAUGAUGGCUUACUCAUCUGCAUCUCUGCCAGAUAUGAUGGACAAGCCUGCAGUAAACGAUGCACACCACCCUCAGCCAAUCAUGAGGAGGGAGCAGAACAAGAGUAAGAAGAUUUCUCGACGAGCUGCUAGAUGUGCGUUUAAGACCCGGUCCGAAUUCGACAUAUUGGAUGAUGGGUACAAGUGGCGAAAGUAUGGAAGGAAAUUCGUCAACAAUAACCCUAAUCCCAGGAAUUAUUACAGGUGUUCCACUAGCAAUUGUAAUGUGAAGAAAACAGUGCAAAGGGACGCGGAUGAUAAAGGAAUAGUGAUCACCACGUACGAGGGGAAACACAAUCAUGGAAGCUCAGUCAUCUACUACAUUGAAAAUCCUGCAAUAGCUGGAUCAGUGCAGGCUUCGCCUUUUGAGCAUCUUUCUGCUUCACAUGCUCUUCUUGGACACUCUAAUGGUUACCAGUAAUCUAGACGGCACCAUGUAGUUUGUGUUUAAUUGCUUUGUCCUUAGACAUAAUUAGUGUUCCUAAAAGAAAAAUGAUGGGAAUCACCUCAUUUCUGUUUCGAGGAUUAACAAGAAUGUAUUUUCGGCUACUCUCUGCUUCUACCAUAAAUAAAAUUAGUUAACAAUAUGAUUUAA
Molecule: messenger RNA, 692 nt
Organism: Cryptomeria japonica (Japanese cedar)
Lineage: Eukaryota; Viridiplantae; Streptophyta; Pinopsida; Cupressales; Cupressaceae
Product: probable WRKY transcription factor 50
Exons: 3
Coding region: 60-518 (152 amino acids)
Biological process (GO): regulation of DNA-templated transcription
Molecular function (GO): sequence-specific DNA binding; DNA-binding transcription factor activity
Source: RefSeq, a predicted model, not a curated record